Molecule: messenger RNA, 3285 nt
Organism: Brettanomyces nanus
Lineage: Eukaryota; Fungi; Ascomycota; Pichiomycetes; Pichiales; Pichiaceae
Exons: 2
Coding region: 1-3285 (1094 amino acids)
Biological process (GO): protein import into peroxisome matrix
Cellular component (GO): cytosol; peroxisomal membrane
Molecular function (GO): ATP binding; ATP hydrolysis activity
Source: RefSeq, a predicted model, not a curated record
AUGCCUGAUCGGAAACAAUUGAUGAACUCGAAGCCUGUCGAAGUCGGGCUUCGAUUGUCUGUGAAUCCAGAGGAGUCUAUGGAGUUCCUUGCUCUAAACAGGAAACUACUAGACUACCUUUACCCAGGAGGAGCAGACGAUAUCGGGAACAGGCAUGUUUCUAUGCGAUGUUUAGCCUCGCAAAUACUCUGCAGAGAUAGAAUUUACUCAGUGGAAGUGAAUGACGAUCUUUCUGAUAAUACUGUUCAGUUACACAGUCUUCCCUUACUUCAGAGAUAUGGCGAUAACUUUAGCGUUGAUCAAUGUAUGGUCAGACCCAUAGAGAAGAUCAUUCAUUUGGACAGCAUAGUGAUGGAGUUUCCGAGUGAAGUUUAUCUUCUAUUACAGAGAUAUUCCCGAGAGAAGAUCGUUGAUAUUAUGACUAAGGAGACAGGAUCUGGCGAAGACAUGAUUAUUGUUCAUAGAGGCGACUGGAUAAGAUCUUUACAUGGUAAUAUUAUUCAUUGCGAACCUGUUGAGCAGGGAUAUCUAGAUAUGAACACUGAUAUUAUUGUUGUGAAAGAAAAGCUGAAACUAAAACCAAAAUCUGAAACUGAGGCAGGGGAUUCCACCAAAUCCAUCGAUUCCAUGGAUCCGUUUAACAUUAAUCCGACAGAAGGACUAAUUGCAAUGAAUAGCGGGGUUUCUCCGGACACCAAGUUUAUGGUGGCGUCUCUUUCCAGAAACACGAUUGAAAACUUUACGGGGAUCAGUUCUAUGAACGAUACUGGCAAUGACGAUGAUCAAUCGUUUGUGUGCCUUUCCUCUAACGAUAUGAGCGCCAUGGGCGUUCUGAGUGGAGAUAUAAUAAUGUUAUCAGUCAAAUCUACCAAUUAUUCGAUUUAUAUCAAGGCUAUUCCUUUUAUAGAUCCGAAUGGCUUUAAGCAGCACACCGUUUACUGCUCUCCUGUACUCCUGCUGAAUCUGGGCUGGCCCGAUGAGGUCACUUUGCAAGUUUUACCAAAGGAGAAAACGGGGACCGACAAAAUCGAGGAGUUAAUACCUGUGGCGACGAGUGUAGUUCUUGCCAGGGUUGCCAGUCCGCCGGCGUUGGAUAGGACCCUACAGCAGGGAUUUCUUUCAAAUUUAAAGCUUUAUUUUGAGAAAUAUUCCCGGGUGGUUAGAAUCAAUCAAUACAUUCCUAUUCCAAUCAGUUCUGAUAUAGCUAGGAUAAUAUUCUCUACUUAUGAUGGCUCUGAACAAUCAAUUCUUCCUAAGGCGAUUCCUGAUGCUAGUCCCGAUACUCUUGUUUGGUUCAAAGUAACUGGAGGUUCAUUAAAUGAUCACCUGGGCAACGAAAUUGAGCUUCAAGAAGGACAGAAUUGUGUUGUGAAGCCGGAGUCUACACAUAUGACUCAAGCUGGUGUUGUCAAAGAAUCUAUACCACUGUUGGGAAGAGCUGAUGAAAUCAAUACGUACCUUGGAUUGGAAUCGUUCUUUGAAUAUCUAUCCACCCAUGAGGCUGGUUCUUAUUCUUUUCAGUAUGCCAGUAGACUCAAACGAAUUAUCGACACCGCUUUCAAGGUAAAAAGCCAAAUUCCGUUGGAAACCACUAUUCUACUUUCGAGUACCUCUAGGUGUAUGGGAAAGUCUUCUGUAAUUCGAAGUAUUACUGCACAGCUUGAUGCUACUCUACUUGAAUUGGAUUGUUACCAGAUGCUAAAUUCAAGCUCUGUGGGUAAAACUAUUGGUGUGAUCCGAGGCAAGGCUGAUCGUGUGGUUGAGAAUUGCGCAAAACUUGUAAUCUUCUUCCGGCACGUGGAAGCUCUCUGCAAGAAAUCCGAGUUGCAGCAGCAGCAGCCGCAGAAAAGGCAGUCUGAUUCAUUAUCACUGAAGCUUGCAGAAUUGACAGAGGAAUAUUCGAGAAAUGGUGCUGUAGUGGUGUUCUCGACUAAUGAUUCGGACGCAAUUUCCGAGAUUCUCAGAUCAAGAGUCAAGUUCGAAAUUACCGUAACUGUGCCAAAUGAUCUGGAAAGGAGACACAUUUUCCAAUAUCUAAUUUCAAAAUUUGGCCACAGUGAUAAGAAUAAUUUCGAUUUGGGAGACGAUGUGUCAUUCGAAUCUCUUGCCAUGAAAAGUGCAGGUCUUUCGCUUGGUGACUUGAAUUCCGUAGUGCAAGAUGCCGGAAGAAGGGCAUUAGAUGAAAUGGAACAGUUGUCUGCCUCGACACAACUUCCUUUGGAACAAAUUGUAGCACUAAAUGGAGGAAGCAUCAAGAUAACGGCCACCAAUUAUGAAGAGGCCAUGAAUAGUGCUAGAGAUAAAAACAGUGAUGCCAUUGGUGCACCUAAGAUUCCUGAUGUGAAAUGGGAGGAUAUUGGGGGUCUUGAGAACGUGAAAGGAGAAAUUUUGGAUACAAUUGACAUGCCAUUGAAGCAUCCGGAGUUGUUUGGUGAUGGAAUGAAAAAGCGAAGUGGAAUUAUGUUUUAUGGACCUCCUGGUACAGGUAAAACAUUGCUUGCCAAAGCAAUUGCCACGAAUUUUGCACUCAACUUCUUUUCCGUGAAGGGUCCUGAACUUCUAAACAUGUACAUAGGUGAAUCUGAGGCAAACGUGAGGAGAGUGUUUCAAAAGGCAAGAGAUGCGAAACCCUGUGUUAUAUUCUUCGAUGAGUUGGAUUCUGUGGCUCCAAAAAGAGGUAACCAGGGCGACUCUGGAGGUGUGAUGGACAGAAUCGUGUCGCAGCUUCUUGCAGAAUUGGACGGUAUGAGCAGUGGCGAUGCAGGAGAAGAUGGCGUUUUUAUUGUCGGUGCAACUAAUAGGCCUGAUCUCUUGGAUGAAGCGUUACUUCGCCCGGGUAGAUUUGAUAAGAUGCUUUAUUUGGGAAUCUCGGAUACCCACGACAAACAGGCUAAGAUCAUUCGAGCUUUGACUCGGAAGUUUGAGUUAGCACCAGAUUUUGACCCUCUUAUCAUUGCCUCAAACUGCCCAUUUAACUACACAGGUGCUGAUUUCUACGCCAUGUGCUCGGAUGCAAUGUUAAAUGCGAUGAUUCGAACUGCCGGUGCUGCUGAUGCUAAAAUUAAAGAGUAUAAUGAAAGAAAUCCAGGUGCCAAAGAUAUCGGUACUCGAUAUUGGUUUGAUCAUCUUGCUACAGAGAAAGACUUGAGUGUGACAGUAGGAUUGGAGGAUUUUGAUAAAGCCCGCAAGGAACUUAUUGCAUCCGUUAGUGCAGAAGAACUAAGGCACUAUGUGACUAUUAAACAGGGAUUUGAAGGUAAUAAGAAGGAACUGCAUGAUCAAUAA